Messenger RNA from Vitis riparia (riverbank grape), 2110 nucleotides. Its product is annotated as sorting and assembly machinery component 50 homolog B. Lineage: Eukaryota; Viridiplantae; Streptophyta; Magnoliopsida; Vitales; Vitaceae. Gene Ontology annotation, cellular component: outer membrane; SAM complex. Gene Ontology annotation, biological process: protein insertion into mitochondrial outer membrane. Bases 67 to 1662 code for a protein of 531 amino acids. The record is from RefSeq and is a predicted model, not a curated record. The transcript is spliced from 4 exons.
AAGGCAUUUGUCACAAAUCGUCUGAACUUCAAGCAAAAUUACUGUUUCCGCCUCUAAUCUCCGCCAAUGGCACUGAAAGAAAACCAAGAGGAGCCUCCGAUCUCUGAAAACCCUAACGGCGACGAAGAAGGAGGAGAAGAAUCUCAGGCCGACGGCGUUGGCGACUUCGAAGAUGAAGAUGAAGAUGAAGCGGAGGAGGAGGAUGAGGAAGAAGAAGCAGGGAGCGAAAAAUCGAGAUUGGCUGAGGAUGGUAGCAAAUUGGAGAGCAUGUUCCGACGAUUGGCGAGUGAGAAAGUGAAGCUGCGAGUUCACGAUGUUCUGAUUAAAGGAAACACCAAGACCAAGGACUCGUUGAUCGAAGCCGAACUGGAAGCCAUCAAGAACGCCACUACAAUGCAAGAGCUGCUCAAGGCUGCUGGCAUCGCCAAUCAUAGGUUUCAUAGCUUCGGUAUCUUCGAUUCCGUUGGUAUUACGCUUGAUUGUGGUCCGCCUGAGCUCCCUGGCACUGUUAACGUCAUUGUUGAUGUUGUUGAAACUAAGAAUCCACUCACUGGUGACUUGGGCAUUUUCACCAAGCCUGAGGCUAGAACUUGGUCGCUUGAAGGAUCACUUAAGUUGAAAAAUCUGUUUGGAUAUGGAGAUCUUUGGGAUGGUUCUUUAGUUUAUGGUUGGGACCAAUCAUCAGAGAUAAGCGCUGGUGUUUCUUUGCCCAGAUUCAAAGGAAUGGUAACUCCUAUGCUGGCAAGAGUAUCUCUGCUUUCCCAAGAUUGGCUAAAGUUCUCCUCUUACAAAGAACGUUCAUUGGGCCUGAAUCUUGGCCUAAUUUCGACCAAGCGGCAUGACUUGACUUAUAAUCUUUUGUGGCGCACCUUAACGGAUCCUUCUCAAAUGUCAUCGAGGGCAGUAAGGAGGCAGCUGGGACAUGGUUUACUUUCAUCUCUAAAGUACACAUUUAGGAUUGACAAUAGAAAUUCAGUUUUGAGGCCAACUCAAGGAUAUGCUUUUAUUUCCACUUCUCAAAUUGGUGGCCUUGUACCUGAUUAUCGGAGCUUACGAUUUUUGCGCCAGGAGAUUGAUCUUCGUUGUGCUAUCCCUCUGGGAUUUUAUCGCACUGCACUCAACUUGGGGAUCUCUGGUGGUGUCAUUUUUCCAUGGGGAAAUGGAGCAUUGAGCAUGCCAUCGUCUCUGCCUGAGAGAUUUUUCUUAGGUGGCAAUUCCUCUCCAGUUUGCACCUUGGGAGGCCCAACAACAUUGUUGGGGUUUAAGUCAAGAGGACUGGGCCCUACUGAGCCAAGAAGACUAAUUAGAGAUAAAUCCAACGGUGAGAAUUCUGAAACUUCUGGAAGGGAUGUUAUUGGAGGAGAUCUUGCUGUUACUGCCUUUGCAGACCUUUCUUUUGAUCUUCCUUUGAAGCUGUUCAGAGAUGCUGGAAUCCAUGGACAUGUUUUUGCAUGUGCUGGGAACCUCACAAAAUUAACCGAGAAGGAGUUUCGAAAAUUUUCUUUUCAGAAAUUCUUGGAUUCAUUUCGAAGCUCUGCUGGAUUUGGAAUUAUUGUGCCAACCAAACUAUUCCGUAUGGAGGUUAACUACUGCUACAUACUUAAACAAUUUGAACAUGAUCAUGGGAGGACUGGUGUGCAGUUUAGCUUCUCUGCAACAUAAAGCGAGGAGGCUUCUGAUCCAUGUUUAUUGUUGGGCAACCUUGAGGUGACACAGAGACUGUCAUUUCAGGUGUAGUUGAGAGCGUCUCAGUUUUAGACAGACUACAUGUUUCUUUUGUAAUUUCAAAAUCAAGAUGAUGCAUACAGGGAAAAUAAGUAAAAUAACAUACCUCAGGCAUUGGUUCAGAUCUGGUUGUCUUUUGAUGCAGAAUUUUUGAAGAAACUGGGAAACGGUCUAAAACUAAACAUCCAAAGAUACUUUCCCAGUGAAUUUGACCUUUUCCCGUUACUCUGUUGGCAUCAUGUCAGAAUACUAUGGAAACAACAAUUUUUUAAAAAAAUAGCAUCACGGCAUUCUGGCAUUCUAUCCAGUUGAUAUGCCUUUGUUUCACUCACCUUUGAAUUGAAGGGGAAAAAAAUGAAAAUAAGAGACAUUCUGUUCUUUAUUA